AAAAAACACUAGCUAUGCUUAAUUUUGGUGCGAGGUCAAUUUUAAACGCCCGUAGGGGUGUUUACUACAUUCCGGCUUCUGCUAGAACGGUUAGCCAUUAUGUGAAGCAUGACUGUGAGGGUCGUGGAUUUCGCAAGUUGCUAGGUCCAUUUUGGGUAUAUACGACACCUGUAUUUCUAACUAAUUUCGCCUAUAUUGGUUUUUUCUUUACUCUUUUGAUGUAUCCUUUGGACUCAAAGCUUUACAAUGUGCGCGGUGUGAAAGCUGCACUUGACGCCAAAAUAGCUUCAUGAACUAUAGAGUUAUCCAACUUUGGUUAUUUACCUGCAGU
Molecule: messenger RNA, 331 nt
Organism: Babesia bovis T2Bo
Lineage: Eukaryota; Apicomplexa; Aconoidasida; Piroplasmida; Babesiidae
Product: putative integral membrane protein
Exons: 3
Coding region: 15-293 (92 amino acids)
Source: RefSeq, a predicted model, not a curated record